AUGCCACGUAAGAAGAAGUCACUUCUUACGCAUAAGAAAGUGUCAAAACAAAAAUUCACAAUCGGCAUACCCACCGAUGACGAUUGGAAAACGAUGAAAGAUUAUGGCUCGUUUGUAGUUUCCGAUGAAGAGGGAAACCCGCAUACAUUUUCCCUUCUAGAACUCGCGUUUAUUCUACCGGAAGGGGUGCUUCCAGACGGUAUUCACCAUCCCACUGCGUAUUGGAUUGGCAGAAUCAAACAAAUUAGGGCAAGGGGCGAGGGAAAUGUAUUCAUAACGCAGGUAUGGGCUCUAGUACAGUGGUAUUGGUCGCCUCAAGAAGUCUCCUCCGUAAUCAAAUCCUUUGAUGUCAGUGGCUGCGGCCAAUAUGAAAAGAUUUACUCAGAUUACUGUGAUUACGUAUCUUCCGACAGUUUCUGUGGUAAAUUCCCAUCUCUCGUGUUGCAUUAUCAGUUUGAACUCUGUCUAGAUCAUGCGACUGUCGUGAGAUACAAUGAACGAGAUGUCGACCAAAAGGUGUUCGACUCUGAUGAGUUCUACCAUCGUUUCGACUUGGAAUACCGCGCUCGGAGAAUCACCCCGAAUAUCAUGCUUUCUGCUUGUAUCUGCGGUGUAUCUUACAAUCCCGAUCGAGACCCAGUAAUGCAUUUCUGCCCGCGUCCAAGCUGUCGCAUAGCCUUCCAUCAAGAGUGUUUGCAAAGACCGACUCAAAGAUCAAAUGCAGCUGCCAGGGCUCGGAUGUUCAUUGAAUGUUGGCCCGACACAGAUGCAAAGCUAGUUAUCGAAGAUUUGGUCGACUCACGACCAUGCCGAAAAAGGAGAAAGGGAUCCAAAACUUCGAUCUCAGAUGUCCUUGAGGAAUUUCCCGUGGAACUUGUGAAGGCGGCUCAGCAACAGAUUAUCAAAGGUGUGCAAGCGGGGGGCGUUGUCGGGAAUGUGAAAGCGGUGGUGGCAGCUCGCCAAUUGAUCUACCACACCUUGCUUGAUGGGUCUGAUUUACCCACUGACUGGGAGGACAAGGUGGACGUCGAAGCGGCUAUUCCCCCGAAGAGAAAGAGUUGUCCCGUGUUUUUGUGUCCCCAGUGCCAGAGUCUCAUUUGA
Suillus clintonianus is the source of this 1101-nucleotide messenger RNA. RefSeq lists its product as uncharacterized. The record is from RefSeq and is a predicted model, not a curated record. The transcript is spliced from 6 exons. Gene Ontology annotation, molecular function: chromatin binding. Bases 1 to 1101 code for a protein of 366 amino acids. NCBI's taxonomy places the organism in Eukaryota, Fungi, Basidiomycota, Agaricomycetes, Boletales, Suillaceae.